Messenger RNA from Ceraceosorus bombacis, 562 nucleotides. The record is from the annotation of a GenBank genome assembly. NCBI's taxonomy places the organism in Eukaryota, Fungi, Basidiomycota, Exobasidiomycetes, Ceraceosorales, Ceraceosoraceae.
GUGUGCUAUUGAGUCGCGUCGAGGGAGAGUCGAGGAGAAGAGACACUUGACACUGAAGAUUUCUAAUGGGCUCCGUCAUGAGCGCUUUGACUGGUGAUGAGGGACACAGCGUAGUCGCAGAAAAGCCAUGCCAGACACGGGCACGUACGAGAGGAGAUUUUCCGGGUGUGGCUGUUGUGCACAGCGCUCCGUGUGCGGUGUGCGGCGAUGCGGACGAGCGCGAGUGGUGCGCCUUAUGGCGACGCGCACCAAGCCACGCGGAGUACGCAAGCCACCACGGGAGGCGGGGAAGGGAAGCUGAGUUUGAGGCGGACUCACAACCUUGUCCUUCCCGGUCCAAGCCGUGUAAUUACGAAUGCUGCCACUGUUGGAACAGACAUGCUGGCCACUUCAAUCGAGGAUCUCCAUCGAGCCGGCUUCGAGUCGUGAGCGAAUGCCAUCAAUUCCGCGCCGACCCCGAUCCCGCUCUUCUUUUUCAAGUGGCACUGGAGCAGAUUGAUUAAUUGACCAGCAAGGCACCGCAUGCACGCGCGUCGGUCAUCCACCCGAUCGCGCAUGUGCA